CUCUGCAAUUCCCUGCUGUACAGGAGCUGCCUUGUGAGCAGUCACUGGGACCAGCAUCCACGCUGGACCAGCAUCCAGGCUGGACCAGUAUCCACACUGGACCAGCAUUCACACUGGACCGGCUGUGUAUGCCAGCAUCUCCCUACUCAUUCCCUCCUACAUCGAGGGUCGGAUGCCUGGAGCACACUGGCACUGCUGUUGAAUUCCUGUGCUCCCGAGGCUGGAGGGCUCCCCUCCAGGCUGAUAACUGGGUAACUUUCCUCCAGCAUCAGUACUCCUUGGGUUGAAUCCGAGCGUGAGCGGUGCCGUUCUCCGGCUGGAAGGCUGAGGCUAAUGGAAGAGUGAUGCCCACAUUGCAUGGUCUUGUGCCAACCACCACCAUCGAGGCUGAUGCUGACUCCUUCUCCUGAAGAUGUCUCAGAAAUGGGCAGUUCUGGCUGUGCUCUUUUUCUUGGCAAUCAAUCUGAUUGAAGCUUACAACACAGUGAGUGUGGAGGCUGGUCAUGAGGCUGUGCUGAGCUGCCCUUACAUCUUCAACGUGUCUUUGCUGAUGGUGACAUGGAAGAAGAAAUGCAGCAGUUGCUGUGUGUUGGCCUACAGAAGUGAUCACAGUGAGACAGGGAAGACAAACUGCACUGAGAGGAUCAUGUGGAAAUAUUCACCUGACAGUGACCCUGCCCUUCGUAUUUACCCUGUGAACCUUAGUGAUGAGGGAAAUUACAGCUGUGAAAUUGUCAACAGCGAAGGGAAUUUUUAUUUUUCCUCUUCUCUGACUGUCAUGGUCCCUCCUAGAGCGACUCUGACCUACGACAAGAGCAGGGGGGCCGUCUGCCGGGCGUCUGCGGGAAAGCCGGCUGCUGACAUCUGGAUCCCGGCAAGCAACGCCAGCACUGAGGAAGAAAUCCAGCACGCCAACGGGACGGUGACCAGGGUGAGCUACACAGGCUGGGCCAACAGCACGCUGCCCACUGCCACCUGCCUGGUGACCCACCCAGCCUCAAACCAGACCCUGUCCAUAGACCUGACAAAUGCUUCCCCCAGCCUUCCCUAUCUCCUGAUAGGAGGAUCUGCAAGUGUUGCUGCUGUCACUGGUGUGACUUUAUGCUUGAUUUUCUGGUGCAGAGCUUUCCGGUUACGACAAUUGGCACAGGGGCCAGCAGAACCAUCUGCAACUAGAAACUUCAAGUCCACACCCUCACAUUUCUUACCAGAGACUAUGUACGAAAACUACUAUCCAGGAUCCAUAUAUAUGAACAUAUACCAGUGCAGGCACAAGUAGUCUGAUUCCAGCUCAGCUAGUAAUGAUACCCAGUUACUUGAACUUCAGCUAAUAAACCUCAGACCUUACCCACAAAGGAAAGCCUUUGUCUUUCCUGACGGUGGGGGAGAAAAACCCAUUUUAGCACGUUGUUUUUCUCUUUCUCAAUGUAUCAGUACAGCUGUUGAAACAGAUGAAACUUUUAAAGACUGACUUGGGAAAACACCUACCUGAAUUUUGUUUGAAAAUGGACUCUGAGGUAUGUGCUGCCUUUCCUCAAAACAAUAACUGAUGUGUAUCUGCCAGAGGAACAGUGUGCUGGUGAAAAUAUAGCACAAUUUUUCCAUUUUAGCAACUGGAUUCUCUUUGCACUUUUGUGUUGG
Molecule: messenger RNA, 1641 nt
Organism: Lepidothrix coronata (blue-crowned manakin)
Lineage: Eukaryota; Metazoa; Chordata; Aves; Passeriformes; Pipridae
Product: cell surface glycoprotein CD200 receptor 1-A-like
Exons: 7
Coding region: 413-1279 (288 amino acids)
Biological process (GO): regulation of neuroinflammatory response
Cellular component (GO): external side of plasma membrane
Molecular function (GO): signaling receptor activity
Source: RefSeq, a predicted model, not a curated record